CUGGGUAGGUCGUGGACGCGCAUGAGUGUUCAGCAGGUGCUCGCCUGUUCGGGUGCGGAUGAUAGUGGGUGAAGUGCAGCUUCAGUAUUGUUUAUAUCAUGUCAACAUAAGAGAACGCUUAAUCUUUUCUCUCGCAGAUAAUGUGAAUAGUUUGCUGUAAAGCUAUUUGAAAUUCUUUGAGUCAUUUUGUUUUUAUAGGUUAGGUGCUGCACUUUAGUCAAAAAUUUGGCAAAGAAUGUUUGUCUUGUAUUAGCACUUAGUAUAUCACUCUUCUGUGUUACGUUGCGCUGUCGAGCAAUGCUGUUUUGAUAUAAAAUUCAUCAGUUCAAUAAAUAUUUGUACAAAUGACUGCUCACAGUGAGCUUUUCCGUCUGAGCUGCAAAAUAGCAAAUGCUCAUUUUCGAAAGCGGACUCAUUCAUCAUACUGCGCAGGAUCUCAUUUAAUAGAAUACUAUUCUUUUCAUGAAAAUGCUGCCAUCAUUGCUAGUAACAGGCGAAUGUUUUCUUCGCAAGAUGUUUCUUCCCAUGGUGUGCAAACUUCCAGAGACUUGCUGAUGCAGAACCUGAAAUGCACUACUGAUCCCAAAUCUCUGAUGGAAGUUGUGAAAGUGCAUCAUUCAAUUAUGAACAAUAAGCAUGUCAUGCAGGCUCUGAGGUCACUGUUUGAAGUGUCAAAAUCUGAAAGUUCACAUCAAGCUAAGCAGUUUGUCAUACAGAGUGCUGAGUUUCACAAGCUGUGCCACACACUGAAGUUACAGUCAAGAUCACUUGAAAUAAAUGAGACUAUUGAAGCACUGAAAAUUGUUUCAUUUUUAGGUCUUCCAAGUUCGAGUCCUUUGAUUCAAGUCCUUUUACAGCUAGUCAGGUACAAUGUCAAUGAAUUGAGUUUACAACAUAUUGUAUUCCUUGACUUCAUCUUAAAGAAAUUUGAUAGUUGCCCCUUAGUAGAUGCACUGAAUAUUGCUCUACCAAUUGUUUUUGAAAUACAGCUUCCCAUCAAAUUAGAUAGAGAAAAUCCAUCACAUAUGGCAGAAAUGCUGCAGUAUGCUGUGAGGAACAGUUUGUCUGACUCAAUAGUUUCGUUGCUGAUUGACCGCCUUACAGGAACAUGUCACAAAAUGGACAAAAAAACAGCAGAGAAUAUCACAUGGGUUUUGCUUGAUGUGGAUCGACCUGUACUUACUAUUCCAUUUCUUUUACGUCAGACAUUGAACAUUGUUUCAGAAAAUAUUAACAGUCUUUCAUUUGAUGAAGUGCAUGCACUUGUGAGUAAAGUUGUGAAGAAGUAUCGGAAGACAAGUGGUAAUUUUUAUCAUGAAGAAUUUUUGGACAGUUGUGCAUCGUAUGUGAUUGAAAAGCGGUGUACCUUGGAGAAAACUUGCUGGAUCCUCAAGAAAUUAACAAGGCUAGGUCACUCUAGCAUCAAGCUUUUGGAUUAUAUUGCAAACAUAGUUGCAAAUGAUCCAAAUGCUCUUGAGUCAGCUGAGCCAAACACAAUUUUUGCACUUACCAGUGGAAUGUCAAGUGCCAAUUACGGAACCAAAUAUUGGAAUGUCAUUGAGAAGAGCAUUCUAAAAAAUAAGAUUAUGGAAGAGGAUAAAAUUGAACUUCCAUGGAUAAAAUUCACACUUGAAUUGGCUUCGCUGGGAUGUUUCCACCCUCCACUGUUGCAGCGUAUUUUUGAGGAACAAUUCCUGAGAAAAUUCCUUGCUAGAGAUUAUAAUCUGUUAGACCAUCUGCAGUUACUGAUGUUGUUCCAAGCAGUGAUUACAUUAUUUCCUUCAUACAGUGGGCCUCUACCACCAGAUGACAUCAUUCAAAAAGCAUCAAGACUAAAUGGUGACAAUGUUAAUGAGUUCCCACUGAAAGGUGCCCUGGAACAUGGUCUUGGUGGAACUUCAUAUUUGCAGACAAGAUUUACCACAAAACUGGGACAUUUUAUUGAUCAUGUUAUUGUAAUGAGGAAAGGUGGUUACCCAGUAGCUGUGAAUCAUUCUAAAGACCAGGAACCCAUGAAGCAACUUAUUGAAGACCUAAUUAUACCACCUGACAGCAAAGUGAUCCUUGUACUGGCUUUUCAUCGAGGUUGUUAUACACUAAACUGCAAACGUCUGCGAGGUCAUUUUGACAUGAUGUGCAAAGGACUUGAAGCGAUGGGAUAUGCUGUUGUACCUGUCUCUUUGUCUAUGUGGUCAGAUAUUCCUGACUAUGAGAAAAUUCCAUACCUUAUGCAGAAUAUUAAAUCAAAAUGUGAUAUGACAAAUAGUGAAAUAAAAUUAGUUCAAUAAAUGAGACACACAGUAAAAGCUUA
This is a messenger RNA of Schistocerca nitens (vagrant locust), 2311 nucleotides long. RefSeq lists its product as uncharacterized. Lineage: Eukaryota; Metazoa; Arthropoda; Insecta; Orthoptera; Acrididae. Bases 345 to 2288 code for a protein of 647 amino acids. The transcript has 9 exons. The record is from RefSeq and is a predicted model, not a curated record.